AUGGUGCAACUUCCCGUUACCUCUACCCCUUCGACCUUUGCCACCUCGACCUCUGCGUCUAGUGCAUCCCCGAGUUCCUCGGUAGCGAGUUCUUCUUCGAGCUCACCCGUUAACUCGCCAAGCUCCACUCCUGGAAGUACUUCAGUGAGCUCCACCACUUCUCCGAGUGCCACUGCAGGUGGAAGCUCGACCUCGAACCCUACUUCGAGUCCCAUUGCUUCUUCCAGCACAGUUGCUUCUUCGAGCCCCGCUAGCUCUUCUUCUGCCCCUGGAAGCUCUUCAAGUAUUGGAAGUUCCUCCGUUCCUGGCAGUUCUUCCAGCCCUGCAAGCUCCUCGAGUCCUGGAAGUUCCUCGACUCCUAUCGGGUCUUCAUCUACCCCUGCAUCAAGCCCCGCUAGCUCUGAAGCUUCGUCCUCUCCUGCAUCGAGCACUCCUGUCUCCUCGAGCACUCCUGUCUCCUCGAGCACUCCUGUCUCCUCGAGCACUCCUGUCUCCUCGAGUACUCCUGUCUCCUCGAGCACUCCUGUCUCCUCGAGCACUCCUGUCUCCUCGAGCACUCCUGUCUCCUCGAGCACUCCUGUCUCCUCGAGCACUCCUGUCUCCUCGAGCACUCCUGUCUCCUCGAGCACUCCUGUCUCCUCGAGCACUCCUGUCUCCUCGAGCACUCCUGUCUCCUCGAGCACUCCUGUCUCCUCGAGCACUCCUGUCAUCUCACCAACUAUGUCUUCCACCGCUGUCUCAAUCUCGGCGAGUGCCUCUGCUACUCCUGUCAGCCAUGCCACCAUUGCUGCCAAUAUCCUGAUCAUUGCUAGAGACACUGCGUCCGCUAACGUUGCCUCUUCUGGUCUGAAUGCCUACGGUAUUCCUUUCACGACUCUGGUUGUUCCUCAGGCGGGUGUUGCCCUUCCCGCCUUGAACACUAGCACUGGAGGAAACUUCGGUGGUAUUGUGGUUGCAUCCGAAGUCAGCUACGACUAUGGCGCGACUGGCUACCAGAGUGCCCUGACUACUGACCAGUGGAAUCAGCUGUACGCUUACCAGCUUGCGUAUGGUGUCCGUAUGGUUCAGUAUGAUGUUUACCCCGGCCCCAACUACGGUGCUACCGCUGUUGGAGGUGGUUGCUGCGACACUGGUGUUGAGCAAGAGAUCUCCUUCACCGAUAUUAGCGAUUUCCCCACCUCUGGUCUGCGCACUGGAGCUGGUGUGAGCACUGAGGGCCUGUGGCACUACCCGGCUACCAUCAGCAACACCACCUCUACUAAGCAGAUUGCUUCCUUUGCUGCCAACUCUGUUACCACGUCCGACACCACUGCUGCAGUCAUCAACAACUUCGAUGGCCGUGAGCAGAUGGCUUUCUUCAUUGGCUUUGACACCACCUGGAGUGCAACUUCCAACUACCUGCAGCACGCUUGGAUUACUUGGAUCACUCGCGGUCUCUACGCCGGAUAUCGUCGUGUCAACCUGAACACUCAGAUCGAUGAUAUGUUCCUGGAGUCCGACAUCUACUAUCCCAAUGGCACCACUUUCCGUAUUCGAAAUGAAGAUAUGGACAACAUCCGUGACUGGAUCAAGACUAUCAACGCCAAGAUGAACGCCGGUAGUACCUACUUCCCUGAAGUUGGCCACAACGGAAAUGGCAACAUUGAGAACAGUUCUAACACCGAUGCUGGCUACAUUGCUUGCAACGACGGCGCCAUUGAGUACGACUCUCCUGCUGACACCGCCUUGGAGUUCGAGAAGCCUCUGGGUACUGGUACCAACUUGUGGCCCACCUCCCCCACCAGCUACACCUGGACCACUGCCUGCACUCAGCGCGAUCCUCUCUUGAUCUGGUGGACUACCGCUGCCAACCUGAACAGCUUCGCCUCUAUCUCUCACACCUUCACCCACGAGGAGCAGAACAACGCUACCUACUCCGAUAUCUACAAGGAGAUCAGCUUCAACCAGGCCUGGCUCAAGCAGAAUGGUAUCGAUCAGGCUACCCACUUCACUGCCAACGGUAUCAUUCCCCCUGCCAUUACCGGUCUGCACAACGGCGAUGCCCUUCAGGCCUGGUGGGACAACGGUAUCAAGAACUGUGUCGGUGACAACACCCGUCCCGCCCUUCUCAACACCCAGAAUGCUAUGUGGCCCUACUUCACCGUUGUCUCCACUGAUGGCUUCGCUGGUAUGCAGGUCAACCCUCGCUGGGCUACUCGUAUCUAUUACAACUGUGAUACUCCUACUUGCACCCUGAACGAGUGGAUUGCCACCUCUGCCGGUAGCGGCACCUUCGAUGACCUGCUCGCUACUGAGAAGGCCGAUACCAUGCGCCACCUGUUCGGUCUCUACCACGACCCGUACAUGUUCCACCAGGCCAACCUGCGCAAUGCCGACGUUGAUGCUAUCACCAUCAAUGGCGUCUCUGCCAAGUACUCCAUCUUCCAGGCUUGGGUUGAGACUCAGGUCCAGGAGUUCGUCCGCCUUGUCGAGUGGCCCAUAGUUACUCUCAAGCACGCCGACAUGUCCGCUCAGUUCCUGGCUCGCUACAACCGUGAUGCCUGUGGCUACUCGCUGAGCUACACCACCGCCAAUGGAAAGAUCACCGCUGUCACUGUCUCCGCUACUGGAAACACCUGCAGCGAGCCCAUCCCUGUGACUUUCCCCACUGCCCCCUCCAACACCCAGGGCUUCACCACUGAGCAGCUGGGCAGCGACCCCACCACUGUCUGGGUCCAACUGUCCGGUUCUCCCGUCACCUUCACCCUCUCCUCUCCUAUCACUCUGCGAAUGGUCGGCUGGGAGGACGCGGGCGAUGAUACGAACAUCGACGAUGCACCCCCAGCCUCGCGCGGCUCAAACCAGCAAGACGGCCGCGAGAUGGAGACCACCGUCUUGAAUGAGGCUAGUGAAAAGUCGCCUCGGGAGAAUUAG
Molecule: messenger RNA, 2913 nt
Organism: Penicillium cataractarum
Lineage: Eukaryota; Fungi; Ascomycota; Eurotiomycetes; Eurotiales; Aspergillaceae
Gene: agd3
Product: putative extracellular serine-rich protein
Exons: 3
Coding region: 1-2913 (970 amino acids)
Source: RefSeq, a predicted model, not a curated record